CCAAUCAAAGAUCUUUUCCUUAAUUUGCCUAAUUUCCCAAAUUCUUGCGUUAAUAAAUAGAGGAAAAGGGGGAAGAACAAAAAAAUUUGAAGUAAAAGUGUCAGUCUAAGAUAUUCCGGCGCAAAACGAGGGUCAAUUUUGACAGACAGAAAAUACAGAGGAGAGAGAAAAUGACAUAGCCGGAGGAGAGAAGGAAGAAGGAAGGUGAAGGGUAUGUUUUCAUUUCUGUUUUUCCAACCUUUUCUUGCCAGUAAAUUUGAUUUGUCUCUGUAUUUUUGUUGUUGUUGUUGGUGGUGUAAUACACAAGACACAAGCAUUGUGAAAAUAAUUACUUGUAUUAUUCUCUUACCAAUAACCCACAUCACUGUUUUUUUUUCAGCCAAUAACUCACUCUCACUUUCUCUCUCAACUUUUCUUUUGUUUUUCUCUCUCUUCUUCGUGUUCUGUGAGUUUGCUUCACACUUGGGGUUGGAGGUGGGUGCGUUUUCAAAUGAUGGACUUGAAGAAAUUAUCUCUUUUGAUUGGAUCUAUUGCAGUUCAGAUUUGUUGAACUUUGUUCAAUUUUAUAUUUUUGGUUUAUCCAUAAAGCAUUGAAUUUUUAGAAGUGGUGUGUGUACCUUUUGGGUAAUCAAAGAGACGAGCCAGAUGGGUUCUCGGUUCCCAUCUCAUCAGCUCAGCAAUGGGCUUUAUGUGUCAGGACGCCCCGAACAACCAAAGGAAAGACAACCUACCAUGAGUUCAGUGCCCAUGCCUUAUACAGGAGGAGAUAUCAAAAAGUCCGGGGAACUUGGGAAGAUGUUUGAUAUACACGGGGAUGCGUCAAGGUCACGUAAAUCCGGACCAAUUAGUAGUGCCCCUACUAGGACUGGAUCAUUCGGAGGAGCUGCAUCUCACUCAGGCCCAAUCGUACAGAAUUCUGUGAAUAGGGUUUCAUCUUCAAAUGUUGGAGGUUCUGGUUCAGCUUCCAUGAAAAAAUCCAAUUCUGGCCCACUCAACAAACAUGGCGAGCCAGUGAAAAAGUCUUCGGGUCCGCAAGCUGGUGGAGGAGUCUCUCGGCAAAAUUCUGGCCCUCUUGCACCAAUUCUUCCUACCACAGGAUUGAUAACUUCUGGACCUAUUACAUCUGGUCCUUUGAAUUCAUCUGGAGCACCUCGAAAGGCAUCUGGACCCUUAGACUCCAUUGGUUCCAUGAAACAUCAUGCUGCAUCAAUUGUACACAACCAGGCUGUGACAAAGCUCACUCAGGAGGAUGAAUACUCAUUCCACAAGAGCUUUCCAAAGCUAAUUUUGUGGGCAAUGGGUCUUCUGUUUGUGAUGGGUUUCAUUGCUGGUGGAUUUAUCCUUGGAGCUGUGCACAAUCCUAUUCUUCUCAUUGUCGUGGUGGUGCUUUUUAGUGCUGUUGCAGCUGUCUUCACAUGGAAUACUAUCUGGGGAAGGAGAGCUAUUACUGGCUUUAUUGCUCAAUACCCAGAUGCAGAGCUUCGUACAGCAAGAGAUGGCCAAUUUGUCAAAGUUUCUGGGGUGGUAACAUGUGGAAAUGUACCUCUUGAGUCAUCUUUCCAAAGGGUCCCUCGGUGUGUCUACACAUCAACUAGCUUAUUUGAGUAUCGAGGUUGGGAUUCAAAAGCUGCCAAUCCCAGUCAUCGGCGUUUUACCUGGGGCCUGAGGUCACUUGAGCGGCACGUGGUUGAUUUCUACAUUUCUGAUUUCCAAUCUGGGCUGAGAGCUCUGGUGAAGACAGGCUAUGGUGCUAGAGUAACUCCAUAUGUUGAUGAAUCUGUAGUCAUUGAUAUCAAUCCAUCAAACAAGGAUAUGUCACCUGACUUUGUACGGUGGUUAGCUGAGAGAAACCUCUCUAGUGAUGACCGUGUCAUGCGCUUAAAAGAAGGGUACAUCAAAGAAGGUAGUACUGUAAGUGUGAUGGGAGUGGUUCAAAGAAAUGAUAAUGUGCUAAUGAUUGUUCCACCACCCGAACCACUGCCAACAGGGUGCCAGUGGUCAAAAUGCAUACUCCCUGCCAACCUAGAAGGUAUUGUUUUGAGAUGUGAAGACACCUCGAAGAUCGACGUUAUUCCUGUGUGAAAGAAAAGAGUAUUAUUACUAUUAUUAUUGUUAUUAUUUAGGAAUCUCACAAUCAUGAAGGUUCUGCUUAUUUUGGAAUAUUUGGGGAUUUGUUUAGUGGUGGUUGUGAUGUUCGUUUUUUUUUUUGUUAAUCUCGUGUGUAUAGCUUUUAUAUGAUUCCUUUUCAUGUUAUGGGGUUAGGGUUUUAGAUAUCUUUUGUAAUUGGGAAUGGAAUGGCAUGGCAUGGCAUGGCAUGGGUGUUAUAAUGCAAAGAAAAACCGUAUUAUGCCCGAUGAAGAUAUUCGGAAAUUUGGGUGAUAUGUUUAGAUACGUUCUUAAAACUUUGAACAUAAUUUUGAGUAAUAUCGUUUGUUCUUUA
Messenger RNA from Spinacia oleracea (spinach), 2440 nucleotides. RefSeq lists its product as uncharacterized. The record is from RefSeq and is a predicted model, not a curated record. The transcript is spliced from 5 exons. The coding region runs from base 646 to 2082 and encodes 478 amino acids. NCBI's taxonomy places the organism in Eukaryota, Viridiplantae, Streptophyta, Magnoliopsida, Caryophyllales, Amaranthaceae.